AUGGCCGACGCCAACUCAGCCGAUGUCAACAUGAGCAGUGCUCAACCAGUCAAGGGCUCCUUGGCCGAGUCCAAGGACGCCGUACCCAUGAAGACACUGCCGCAGUCCUCAUCGACAGACACCGAUACCGUAGCUGCCUCCAAUACAGCAAAGACAACAGCGACAACGACUUCAUCGAACCACGGGGCUAGCAGCAAUACUGCCACGGAUAGUGCCACUGCAGUCCCGGCGACCAGCGACGCCAGCGAUUCAAUCGAACCAUCCGCCAAAGGAAAGGAGAAGCAAUCCGCCCCCCAGCAAGUAGAUAAGAACCAAGAUGACGCCAUGGCCAUUGGUCCUUCCGUCGAUGAUGUCCAAUCCGUCAGCAAUGCCCCAUCAGAUGGCCCAGUCUGUAACAUUACACUACUGUUAACAACUGGCGCGCGACACCCCUAUAAGCUGGACGAGAAGUACCUGACAAAGAGGAACGUGAACGUCCCGGGGCUUACCGAGGCGGGAAAGAAGGACCCAUUUACCAUCAGCGUUUACACGUUAAAGGAGUUGAUACUGCGGGAGUGGCGUGAAGAAUGGGAUCCCAAGCCGGCAAGCCCCAGCAGCAUACGGCUGAUUCACUUCGGAAAGCUUUUGGACGACAAGGACCAGCUGAAGCAAUAUCACUUCAGCGCAGAGGCAGCCAAUGUUGUUCACAUGACUGUCCGGCCAGCUGACAUUGUUGAAGAGGAAGAGCCCAAGGGAGGUAAUAAGUCAACUUCCGGCGGUGGUCGCAGCCGAGAAGGUGGUAGUGGAUGCUGUGUCAUUUUAUGA
This is a messenger RNA of Colletotrichum graminicola M1.001, 804 nucleotides long. RefSeq lists its product as uncharacterized. The transcript is spliced from 2 exons. The coding region runs from base 1 to 804 and encodes 267 amino acids. NCBI's taxonomy places the organism in Eukaryota, Fungi, Ascomycota, Sordariomycetes, Glomerellales, Glomerellaceae. The record is from RefSeq and is a predicted model, not a curated record.